AUCUCUUUGUGUUCUUCUUCUUCCUCAGAUCCUCUCUCACUAAAAAGAAACAAAGAUGGUUUUGACAAAAACCGCAACGAAUGAUGAAUCUGUCUGCACCAUGUUCGGAUCUCGCUAUGUUCGGACUACACUUCCCAAGUAUGAGAUUGGUGAGAAUUCGAUACCGAAAGACGCUGCGUUUCAGAUCAUAAAAGAUGAGCUGAUGCUUGAUGGUAACCCGAGGCUUAACCUAGCUUCAUUUGUGACUACAUGGAUGGAGCCAGAGUGUGACAAACUCAUCAUGGACUCUAUCAACAAGAACUACGUUGAUAUGGAUGAGUACCCUGUCACAACUGAGUUUCAGAACCGAUGUGUAAACAUUAUAGCUCGACUGUUCAAUGCGCCACUCAAGGAAUCCGAGACUGCGGUGGGAGUAGGGACAGUUGGUUCUUCAGAAGCCAUCAUGUUAGCCGGAUUGGCCUUCAAAAGAAAAUGGCAAAACAGACGCAAGGCUGAGGGUAAACCCUAUGACAAACCCAACAUUGUCACCGGAGCCAAUGUUCAAGUGUGCUGGGAGAAAUUCGCUCGGUACUUCGAGGUGGAGCUAAAAGAGGUAAAGUUAAGUGAAGGUUACUACGUGAUGGAUCCAGACAAAGCAGCAGAAAUGGUGGACGAGAACACAAUAUGUGUCGCGGCCAUUCUUGGUUCCACACUCAAUGGUGAGUUCGAAGACGUGAAGCGUCUCAAUGACUUGCUGGUCAAGAAAAAUGAGGAGACUGGUUGGAACACACCAAUCCAUGUAGAUGCAGCAAGUGGAGGGUUCAUAGCUCCAUUUAUCUAUCCUGAAUUGGAAUGGGACUUUAGACUUCCUUUGGUUAAGAGCAUCAACGUGAGUGGUCACAAGUAUGGACUUGUCUAUGCUGGUAUUGGUUGGGUCGUGUGGAGGGCAUCAGAGGAUUUGCCUGAAGAGCUUAUCUUUCAUAUUAACUAUCUUGGUUCUGAUCAACCCACUUUCACUCUCAAUUUCUCCAAGGGAUCGAGCCAAAUUAUUGCUCAAUACUAUCAACUCAUUCGUCUUGGGUUCGAGGGGUACAAGAAUGUGAUGGAGAAUUGCAUAGAGAACAUGGUGAUUCUCAAAGAAGGGAUAGAGAAAACAGAGCGUUUCAACAUAGUUUCCAAGGACCAAGGAGUGCCAGUCGUAGCCUUCUCUCUCAAGGACCAUAGUUUCCACAACGAGUUCGAGAUCUCUGAGAUGCUACGCCGUUUUGGAUGGAUCGUCCCGGCUUACACUAUGCCUGCGGAUGCGCAACACAUCACGGUUCUACGUGUUGUCAUCAGGGAAGAUUUCUCAAGAACACUUGCGGAAAGACUUGUAGUCGAUAUUGUGAAGGUGCUUCACGAGCUAGAUACCUUGCCUUCCAAGAUAUCUAAGAAGAUGGGAAUAGAAGGGAUUGCAGACAAUGUUAAGGAGAAGAAAAUGGAGAAGGAGGUUCUGAUGGAAGUUAUUGUUGGAUGGAGGAAGUUUGUGAAGGAUAGGAAGAAGAUGAAUGGUGUGUGCUGAGCAAGUGUGUUGUGUUUGUGUGUGAAUAAAGAGGUUCUUCAUUC
Arabidopsis arenosa is the source of this 1584-nucleotide messenger RNA. NCBI's taxonomy places the organism in Eukaryota, Viridiplantae, Streptophyta, Magnoliopsida, Brassicales, Brassicaceae. The record is from the annotation of a GenBank genome assembly.